AUGGUUGAAAAGGACGCACAGCUCAGUGCUUUAAAUAUUGGAGAGCUAGACUUGUAUGUUCAAAGUAUGGAACAUUGGCAUUUAGAUGCUAUUGGAAAUCAAGCCUGGAUAGACUGGCAUAUUCGGCUACAGAAGCUGAACCAACAAGCAGUUCUCGAAGCUUCAUCUAUGCAAGAAGAACUGACAAAAGAAACUCUUAUCUCAUAUGGGAAGCUUCCCGUGUUAGUUCACGAAGCAAUUUGCAUUCAAGUUUGGCGCUUAAAAAUCUACCCGCAAAUAAUGAAAUUAGAACCCGCACCCGCUAAUACUUUCGGUAUUUAUAUGGUGCUGUACCACGAGGCUGCAGCCAUAGGGCUGUUAGAAACAGUACUUUUCCAUGAAGACGGCGCUCAAUGUAUCAGUGAAGUUGCCAUUGAUUUGCUCCAUUACUCCGUUGAUCAGCUCACUGCUCUUGUCGCCAUUAUUAACAAUGGAUAUUUAAAGCCUUUGUCUGUUAAGGACUUAGAAUGUGAGACUGCAGCUGAAGAGCUCGAGCGCCAAAAGAAAGACUUGCAGUUCGACAUUAGUAUGAGAUGUAUAUCUAUUGUUCGCUAUUUAGCAGAACAUAUGGAAGCGGCAGGUAUCGGUGCCUCAAUAUCAACGAACUUAUAUAAAACGUUUGACGUUCCAUCACUUCUGUGCCAUCUUAUACAGCUACAGCCAUGGCGUAAAGUCAACGACAAGGGGGACAUACAAAUAUUUAACUUUGGUCGCUGGUCCAAGUCGACUGAGGACGACCUCUCUCAACUGCAUCGUACCGAGGCGCAACUUUGGCUCUGCCUUCGUCAGUUACUUCUAGAACCAAGAUUACCACAUCACUACACUAUCGAUGAAUGCCGUCGUUCAGCCUUUUGUUCGCUUCAAGCAAAAAUCACAGAUGCAAUGUUAGACCAAGUACCACCGCUAGGCGAUUUGAAAAUGUUUCUGUGCCGACUCGCCGUUGGCGAUUACUCCAGUCUGCACAAUCGUACUAAUGGCGUCAAGAACCCGGGAUGUACGCUUAUCGAAGUAGUUCCACAGAUAAAAAAUAAGUAUAUGAAAGAAGUACACAAACGAACUAAAACGUUAGCUAAAGCACAGCUUGAGUAUUUCAAAAUGGAUGGCUCGGAUACAUCAAGAAAUAUGGCGAAGAUGCUUCUAGAAUCGUACACUAGUGACGCUGCACUUGCCUUGGAUAGUGGUGGGGCAAAGUGCGCUAAAUGCGGAGAUAAAGCAAGUAAAAAGUGUUCAAGAUGCAAAACUGAAUGGUACUGCGGCAGAGAAUGCCAAGUACAGCAAUGGCCCAAGCAUAAAGAACUUUGUGAUCAAUUUGCCAAGCUGUGUAUGUGAAACAAAAUUUUCUGUGGUCCUUCUGUAAUGAUUUUUAUUAAGAAUGUAGGGUUGAAUUUAUAGCUCUUGAAGCUAUUUGUUCUAAUUAAGCCUUAACUAUGGUACAACUUUUACGUUACUGACUAGAUAUUAAUAAAACAAAUUAUAGAUUU
Melitaea cinxia (Glanville fritillary) is the source of this 1520-nucleotide messenger RNA. RefSeq names its product zinc finger MYND domain-containing protein 10 (gene Zmynd10). NCBI's taxonomy places the organism in Eukaryota, Metazoa, Arthropoda, Insecta, Lepidoptera, Nymphalidae. The transcript has 10 exons. The record is from RefSeq and is a predicted model, not a curated record. Gene Ontology annotation, cellular component: cytoplasm; centriolar satellite. Bases 1 to 1368 code for a protein of 455 amino acids. Gene Ontology annotation, biological process: motile cilium assembly; inner dynein arm assembly; outer dynein arm assembly.